UGAAAGGAAAUAACAUCUCGAAAGCAUGUUAUAUUUUUAGAUAAUAUUUUUCAGAAAGCAAGUUGAAUAUGUACAUGUUAUAUCGUAUUUUUCUCAUCUUGAUAAAUAUACGUAUAUAUGUAUACCUAUGGGAGAGCAGAAACCCCGAAAACAGAGAGAUGGAUAUUUCAGCACCAGCAUUGUUUCUCCUCGUCUGCUUUCUGUUGUCAUGUUUCUUUGUCUUCGCCACCGCCAAAUCCCGGUCGAGCUCUGGCGGAUCCGUCGUACUGCCACCGGGUCCUCCGCCGUUGCCCAUCAUCGGAAACAUUCUCCAUUUCGGAAAAAAUCCUCACCGUUCAAUCGCCGAGCUCUCCAAAACUUACGGACCAGUAAUGAGCCUGAAGCUUGGGACUUUAAACACAGUGGUCGUGUCUUCACCAGAAGCAGCGAAAGAGGUGCUUCAGACACACGAUCAUGUCCUGUCGGCUCGAACCUCCCCCAACUCCGCACGAGCCAUUGGCUACCAUGAUGUUUCCGUUGUCUGGAUGCCUCCGUCAGCUCUUUGGAGGCAACUGAGGAAAAUAUCAGCCAGUCAAUUGUUUUCUCCACAACGUCUUGAAGCGACCAAGACCGUACGGAUGAAAAAGGUGAAGGAACUAAUGAGCUUCCUGUAUGAAAGCUGCGAGAGAGGAGAAGCUGUUGAUAUUGCUCGUGCAUCUUUCGUCACGUCCCUCAAUAUCGUCUCGAAUGCUCUGUUUUCAGCCGAUUUCGCACGCUACGACUCGAAAGAAUCUCAUGACUACCAUGAUCUCGUGGUUCGUGUCACGAAAUCCGCUGGGAAACCCGAUAUCGCCAACUUUUUUCCAUUUCUAGGGUUUCUUGAUCUACAAGGUUCUCGCAAAGAAUUCAAGGUUUGCACGGACAGGCUGUUAAAGGUUUUCCAAGGGUUAAUCGAUGAUAGGUUCAGAGAGAGGUUAAACCGGACUGAGCCCAGAGAUGGUUCGAGAACAGAUCUGCUGGAUUCCCUUCUCGACCUCAACCAAGAUGACGAAUCAGAACUAAACAUGAAUGUUAUCAAAUCUCUGCUUCUGGAUUUGUUUGGAGCGGGGACCGACACGAAAUCCAGCACAGUGGAAUGGGCAAUGGCCGAGUUACUGCGCAAUCCGACUAAAAUGACGAAAGUCCAGACAGAGAUUGGUCGGGUAAUCGGUGAGAACGUUGUUUUUGACGAUUCCGAUAUCCAGAAACUCCCAUACUUGCAAGCAGUGGUGAAAGAGACUCUCCGUUUGCACCCACCGGUUCCAUUCCUAAUCCCGCGCAAAGCACAGUCAGAUGCACGUAUUUUUGAAUUUUUCGUACCUAAGAACGCGCAGGUUCUGGUUAACGUGUGGACUAUAGGACGAGACUCGAGCGUGUGGGAAAACCCGACGCAGUUCGAGCCGGAGAGGUUCUUGGGAAGUGAAAUAGACGUGAAGGGCAAAGAUUUUGAGCUGAUACCGUUCGGAGCCGGACGAAGGAUAUGUCCUGGAAUGCCAAUGGCUUUUAAGACAGUGCCUAUGAUGCUUGUUUCACUUCUACAUUCCUUUGACUGGAAACUCCAAAACGGCGCCGUCCCGGAAGAACUGGACAUGGAAGAGGCCUUCGGUGUUACACUGCACAAGGCCCAGCCCCUCUAUGCCGUUCCCGUCAUGAAACGUGUCGGACCAACUUCUUCUGCGGAGAUUUGAUUCGUAAAUCUUCGUAAUACUUCAUCUGUAUGUUCGAUGGUAUGAAUAAUGUUUAGGUUAUGUGAAAGAAGUUGGAACCCAAGCCAUGUUAAAAAAAAGUCUGUCGAUACAACUUCCUUCCUCUAGGGUUCUGUUUCUAGAAUUUGUAAACGAAGAAAACCAUGGGCCUAA
This is a messenger RNA of Tarenaya hassleriana, 1877 nucleotides long. Its product is annotated as cytochrome P450 76C4-like. Bases 69 to 1706 code for a protein of 545 amino acids. Gene Ontology annotation, molecular function: iron ion binding; oxidoreductase activity, acting on paired donors, with incorporation or reduction of molecular oxygen; heme binding. The transcript is spliced from 5 exons. The record is from RefSeq and is a predicted model, not a curated record. Lineage: Eukaryota; Viridiplantae; Streptophyta; Magnoliopsida; Brassicales; Cleomaceae.